AUGAUGGAAGAGAAUUUGGAGCUCUUGCUGAUCUUGAACACGGCCGGGCGCACCUGGUUAAUCGACCCGAUCGACUUGAACCGGAUCUGCACCUUGGCCUCUGUGGGCUUCGAUACCGUCAGCACGGCCGACGUGGUUUUGGCGGGCAAUUUGGACAGCAUCAUGCUCUGGUUGAGGGUUAUCUUUGUUUUCUGGGGGUCUUUCUUGAUUGUGCUCUCGUCGUCCAGCGACUCCGAAUCCGACCCGCUCGCGGUGUCUCCGGUCUCCUCUGCAAUGGAUUGCGGUACGUUAGUGGCCCCCACCUUGAUGUGA
Molecule: messenger RNA, 312 nt
Organism: Ogataea philodendri
Lineage: Eukaryota; Fungi; Ascomycota; Pichiomycetes; Pichiales; Pichiaceae
Exons: 1
Coding region: 1-312 (103 amino acids)
Source: RefSeq, a predicted model, not a curated record